Betta splendens (Siamese fighting fish) is the source of this 635-nucleotide messenger RNA. It is a transcript of the gene pclaf, whose product is annotated as PCNA clamp associated factor. Gene Ontology annotation, biological process: translesion synthesis; regulation of cell cycle. Gene Ontology annotation, cellular component: nucleus. The transcript is spliced from 4 exons. Gene Ontology annotation, molecular function: chromatin binding. The record is from RefSeq and is a predicted model, not a curated record. Bases 163 to 513 code for a protein of 116 amino acids. Lineage: Eukaryota; Metazoa; Chordata; Actinopteri; Anabantiformes; Osphronemidae.
CACUACACAGUUUGCCAACCGCCAAUAAAACACAAGAGGAAGACAGAAUUCUCCCGCCCCAUCCGCUGUUCUUUUUAAACCGAGGCGGGAGGCUUCGUUUGUCUACUUGGCUCCGUGUUCUUGCAUUUUGAGCAUCAUUUAACUUUGUCCGUUGCCGCUAAGAUGGUGAGGACCAAGGCCGACAACGUCCCUGCGUCAUACAGAAAAGCUGUUGCAGCUUCUGCCCCACGGAAGUCUCUGGGCUCGAGCUCAGCAAACUCCCCUUCCUGCAACAGCCAGUCUUCCACACCUGCCAAGAACAAAUACGGGGGUGGUAACCCAGUGUGCCCCCGUCCCACUCCCACCUGGCAAAAGGGCAUCGGGGACUUUUUUGGUGGGCCUCCAAGGAAGCCCGAGAAGGAGAACCAGAUACCCCAUGUGGUGGAGGACGACGAAGAGGCUGGAGGCAGUGGAAUCUCCAAAGCCAGCAGGAAAUCCCGGCCGCUGCCUGAGGAUGAGGAGGAUGAUGACUGAGGCGAAGGCGUCUGUCUGACUGCUGGUCCUGUUUGCUGCCACUCGCAGACAUUUUAAUGUACAUCUGUAUAUACGUCCUGAUGAAUUCAUUUGUAUAGUCCAUUAAACUGCUUUUAAAUGUU